AGUACUUUUCUGCUUCAUGGUAAUUACUGUUAAUGCUGAUUAGGGUCAGGUUAGGGUUAAUGAAACAAACUUGGUUUGUCAAGGCAAAUGUUGCCACUAAAAUAAAAAAUAUAUGUUUGAAUAACUAAUUCAUUUUCACAUGUUCAUGACUGUUUGUCCUACUGUGCUAAAAAUCCCUCAGUUUUGAUGGCAGGAAUUUCUGACAGUAUAAAACACUGCAUCAGAAUUUAAUACCUUCAUUAAAUAAAUAUAUAAAAAAAUCGGUAGAAAUGACUGACAGUAUCGUCAGAAUAUAAUACCAGAAAAAGAAUAACAGAAAGAUUGCGUUUUAUCACAACAGUAUUUGCUGUUUAAACAUUUGAAGAUGUUGGCAUUGUGUAAUUGAAUUGACAGUAUUGCUAUCCUUGUCGAGCAGUACAUUCUGCUAGGACACUAGAUUCGGAGCACCGGUAGCUCUGCACACACCGCUCAGCCUCCGUCAUGGUGGAGCUGUUUCAGGGCAAGGUCCUCAUCAAGAACAAUAAGGACCGUGAUGAUCUGGACACGGACAGGGAGCUGUGUCUGCAGCUGGGCAACAAGGUGCUGCUGCUGUUCUUCGGGUCGGGGGAGUGCCCACGCUGCCAGGAUUUCACCCCGACGCUCAAGGAGUUCUUCGUCCAGCUCACAGACGAGUUCUACGUGGACCGAGCCCAGCAGCUGGCCCUGGUCUACGUUUCCCAGGACGAGAGUGAGGACAAGGAAAGCAAGUUCCUCAAAGACAUGCCCAAGCGUUGGCUCACCCUGCCCUUCGAGGAUGAGUACAAGAGGGAGCUGGAGCACAUGUUUGGGGUUGAAGACACCCCUGCGGUGGUGGUCCUGAGGCCAGACGGGACGGUGCUCUCCCAGAAUGCUGUGGAGGAGAUCUCCCGGCUCGGGUGCGCCUGCUUCAAGAACUGGCAGGAGGCGGCCGAGCUGAUCGACCGCAGCUUCACGCUGGCCGAGGAUUUCGACGACAAACCCAGGCGCAGCGCCAUGGAGCCCCUGCGCAGACUCAAAUACAAACUGGACAAGAAGAAGAAGAAGGGGCAGGCAGAGGAGGACGAGCAGGGAGGGGAGCCUCGGUCCUGAGGGAG
Messenger RNA from Polyodon spathula (Mississippi paddlefish), 1112 nucleotides. It is a transcript of the gene nxnl1, whose product is annotated as nucleoredoxin like 1. The transcript has 2 exons. Gene Ontology annotation, cellular component: mitochondrion. The record is from RefSeq and is a predicted model, not a curated record. Gene Ontology annotation, biological process: photoreceptor cell maintenance. NCBI's taxonomy places the organism in Eukaryota, Metazoa, Chordata, Actinopteri, Acipenseriformes, Polyodontidae. The coding region runs from base 481 to 1107 and encodes 208 amino acids.